AUGAAUUCGAUGUUGAAACGUGGAGCAAGAGUGCGCGAAGAUAGGAUCAGUGAAUUACCAAAAGCACUUGUUUGUCACAUACUCUCCUUCAUUCCGACAAUAGAGGCUGUGAGGACUACUGUUUUGUCUAAGAGAUGGAACGACAUGUGGACUUCUGUCACCAGUCUAGACUUCGACGAUGACAGAGAACGUUUACCAGUACUGUAUUGGAUUUGCACUGCGGUAAGGCGCACUGUUGUAGAACUUUAUAUAUACUUCACAUGUCCAGACAAGGAAUUUGCGAUUCCUCGUAGUGUUUUUAAAUGCAAGACAUUGAGGGCCCUGAGACUUGAACUCCGUUGUAAUACUAUUCUUAGUGAAUUUCCUCCAUCAGGGUGUUUCCCCAAUCUCAAGUUCCUUCAUGUAACAUUUGAAUAUCCCGAGGUGAACUUACCGGAAAUGCUUUUCUCUCAUUGCCCUGCUGUUGAAGAUAUGAUCAUUGAUGGGGUGGCAAAUGACAUAAAGUAUGUUUUCGAUGUCUCUGCACCUAAACUGAAGUCAUUGAGGAUAUGUUUGGUAGGUACUUCUUAUGAACUUGAUGAGAACGAUGUUCAUAUUAAUACUCCAAAUCUUGAAAAGCUUGUGCUCGAGAGGGUUUCUUUGUCAGAUUAUAAUUUGGAGAAUUCGAAAUCUCUAGUCAGUGCUAGUAUCUCUUUCAAUGCCAUUUCUGCAUCUGAAUAUGUAUCCUUUUCAACUUGUGCAACUGCGCUCCUGGCUGGAAUCUCCAAUGUCAAAUAUCUGUUUCUUUCAACUCAUUAUUUUGAAGUUUCAUAUCUACCUGUUUUUAUUAAUUUGAAAAAAUUGGAUCCGCUUCUUCAUGAACGCAAUUACUGGGAAGUGCUGGCAGAGCUUCUCUCCAGAGCCCCCAAAUUGGAAGAUAUUGUUCUGGAAGAUAAAACCAAAUGUGAUAUUGAAUAUUCAGAGCUUUCAUGGAAUCCACCCUGGACUGCGCCUAUUUGUUUGUUGUCACACCUACAGACCAUCACAAUUAAAGGAUUCAAGGGGCGGAAGGUUGAGAUGGGAGUGGCAAAGUAUUUGUUAAGCAAAGGUUACGUUUUGAAUAAAUUGACACUUUAUACAGGGUUUCUGUAUACUGAAGCUGAGGAGAUGUACAAGAAGUUUUUGACGUUUCAUAGGGUAAUGAGUUGUCAAGUUAAGUUUAUCAAGAUGUGA
Molecule: messenger RNA, 1212 nt
Organism: Rosa chinensis
Lineage: Eukaryota; Viridiplantae; Streptophyta; Magnoliopsida; Rosales; Rosaceae
Product: F-box/FBD/LRR-repeat protein At3g52680
Exons: 4
Coding region: 1-1212 (403 amino acids)
Molecular function (GO): protein binding
Source: RefSeq, a predicted model, not a curated record